AUGCCCUGUUCCACGAGGGAGAUGGAUCCUAGAUUUGUAUUGUAUCCAGAUGUAAUCUUCUGUGAAGCUGUUGCUAUAUAUGGUGUUAUUGUGGCUAUUAUUCUGCAAACAAAGCUAGAGAGUGUUUCUACAUCAAAGAUUUAUGCACCCGAGUCUCUUAGAGCUGGAUAUGCAAUCUUCGCCUCUGGAAUCAUUGUGGGCUCUGCAAAUCUUGUCUGCGGGUUGUGUGUAGGAAUUAUAGGAAGCAGCUGUGCAUUAUCUGAUGCCCAAAAUUCAUCACUUUUUGUGAAGAUCCUUGUUAUUGAGAUUUUUGGUAGUGCACUGGGGUUGUUUGGAGUUAUUGUGGGAAUAAUCAUGUCAGCCCAGGCAACAUGGCCUUCUAACUCAGCUUGAUUUGCAUUUUCAUCGGUUCAUGACAACCCGGUCUAUUGUAUGAGGCAGCAUAUUGCAUACGCCAAGUGAGCUCCAUUAUCUUCUUCUCUAGUUAGUUUAGUAUUAGGCAUGUAAAUCUCGUGGAAAUAUAAAUUUUCCUCUCUUUCUUAGUUUGACUGAAUUUGUUUUAGUGGAAAUUGGCUGAUUUUCUUACUAGAUCCUAUCUGAGUUGUAUGUUAGUAAACAAGACCCAUUUGAUUUAUGCACUUUGAAUAAACUCA
Ilex paraguariensis (yerba mate) is the source of this 653-nucleotide messenger RNA. The record is from the annotation of a GenBank genome assembly. Lineage: Eukaryota; Viridiplantae; Streptophyta; Magnoliopsida; Aquifoliales; Aquifoliaceae.